GCGGCUUCCGGCCGCGGCGGACACUUCCCUGGGAGGGACUGUCUCGUGGCACCCGGUGGAACAGAGGAGAACGUGGAGCGCCGGGAGCGGCGAAUAUGGACGACUACAGCCUGGAUGAGUUCCGUCGGCGCUGGCAGGAGGAGCUGGCGCAGGCCCAGGCGCCGAAGAAGCGGCGACGGCCCGAGGCUGCCGAGAGGCGGGCUCGGCGGCCGGAGGUGGGCUCCGGGCGCGGCGAACAGGCCUCGGGGGACCCGGCGCUGGCCCAGGGUCUCCUGGAGGGCGCGGGGAGGCCCCCGGCGGCGCGGGCGACUCGGGCCGAGGGGCAGGACGUAGCGAGCCGCUCACGUUCUCUGGCCCGCGAGGGCGCCGGGGGCGGGGAGCAGCUGGUGGACCAGCUCAUCCGCGACCUGAAUGAAAUGAAUGAUGUGCCUUUCUUUGAUAUCCAACUGCCUUACGAAUUGGCAAUCAAUAUAUUUCAGUAUCUGGACAGGAAAGAACUAGGAAGAUGUGCACAGGUGAGCAAGACGUGGAAGGUGAUUGCAGAGGAUGAGGUGCUGUGGUACAGGCUGUGCCAGCAGGAAGGGCACCUUCCGGAUAGCAGCAUCUCUGACUAUUCUUGCUGGAAGCUCAUCUUCCAAGAGUGCCGAGCCAAGGAACACAUGUUACGAACCAACUGGAAGAAUCGCAAAGGUGCCGUGAGCGAGCUGGAGCAUGUUCCUGACGCAGUUUUGUGUGAUGUGCAUUCUCACGAUGGUGUGGUCAUUGCGGGAUAUACAUCAGGGGAUGUGAGAGUGUGGGACACCCGCACCUGGGACUAUGUAGCCCCCUUCCUGGAAUCAGAGGACGAGGAGGACGAGCCUGGAAUGCAGCCAAAUGUCUCCUUUGUGAGGAUAAACAGCUCGUUGGCAGUAGCAGCUUAUGAGGAUGGGUUUCUUAAUAUUUGGGAUUUAAGGACCGGAAAGUACCCUGUUCAUCGUUUUGAGCACGAUGCAAGAAUACAGGCACUAGCCCUCAGCCAGGACGAUGCAACCGUGGCCACAGCUUCUGCUUUUGAUGUCGUGAUGUUAUCCCCCAAUGAGGAGGGGUACUGGCAGAUAGCUGCGGAAUUUGAAGUUCCGAAACUGGUUCAGUACCUUGAAAUAGUUCCAGAAACCAGAAGGUACCCUGUGGCAGUAGCCGCUGCUGGAGAUCUGAUGUACCUGCUCAAAGCCGAAGACUCCGCCAGAACCCUCCUUUACGCCCACGGCCCGCCUGUCACAUGUCUAGACGUCUCGGCCAACCAAGUUGCUUUUGGUGUACAGGGUCUGGGAUGGGUGUACGAAGGAAGCAAGAUCCUGGUGUAUAGCCUGGAAGCAGGACGCCGCCUCUUGAAGCUGGGUAACGUUCUCCGUGACUUCACGUGUGUCAACCUCAGCGACAGCCCUCCCAACCUCAUGGUCAGUGGCAACAUGGACGGGAGGGUGAGGAUCCAUGACCUCCGCAGUGGUAACAUCGCCCUGUCGCUCUCCGCCCAUCAGCUCAGGGUCUCUGCUGUGCAGAUGGAUGACUGGAAGAUCGUCAGUGGAGGCGAGGAAGGCCUGGUGUCCGUGUGGGAUUAUCGGAUGAACCAGAAGCUGUGGGAGGUGUAUUCCGGGCACCCGGUGCAGCACAUCUCAUUCAGCAGCCACAGCCUCAUCACGGCCAACGUGCCUUACCAGACGGUGAUGCGAAACGCCGACCUGGACAGCUUCACCACUCACAGGAGACACCGGGGGCUGAUCCGCGCCUACGAGUUUGCGGUGGACCAGCUGGCCUUCCAGAGCCCUCUCCCUGUCUGCCGUUCAUCCUGUGACGCCAUGGCCACUCACUACUACGACCUCGCACUGGCCUUUCCCUAUAACCAUGUUUAGGGACGUGCCUCAGUUGGGAGCAAGGAGAAAAAUGGGAAGAACUAGUUUUAUCCAUCUUAAAACGCCAGGCACCUCUUCACAGGUGGUAAACAUUUAGGGGAAGAAAGCAGCCCAGGGUGCCAUGCCUGACGGCACGCGUCUCCCUGACCCCUGCACUUCCCCCAGCGCCUGGGGCAAGCUGGCGUGUGCCGGGGCUCGAGUCCCACGUGCUGCCAACUCAAACAUAGCCUCCUUCCCCACCCAGCCGGCCACCCUGGCCUCAGCUCCCUCAGGACGCCUCAGGGAUCUCGCUGCGCAGUCCUAUACGGUCCCUGCUUAGCCAGCUUCUCUGUGUCCGCCCUCCCAGCUCCAGCCCUGCAGGCCGUCUUUUCCGUCUCCAGCCCCUUACCUCUUUUCCUCCGAGGGCCUUUGGAUGUGCUUGUUCCUGGCCUCCAAGGCAAUAACCUCCAUGUCCUUUUCCCUGUAUUUACUUAGGGUGCUCUUCUGUGACACUUGCCACCACCACCUUCCAGUAGCAAGCUGGUAGAGCUGUACUUUUUCUUCACAGCGUUUACCAUGGUUUAUAAUUAUAUACUUAUACAGUUUAGUCAUUAAUGACUAUUUUGCUUACUAUUGUGUCUAUGAUAUGUGAUACAAAGCAAAUAUUUUCUAAAUAUUCAUUGACUAAACAGCCAUCAAGAUGAAACAGGACAGGAGAGAACUGUUCAGUGUGAUACAGAGCUGCCAUUUCCAAAGUAUUCUGGAAGCAAGCCAUUGCCUUACUCUUGAUUUUCAACAGUUCUAAACAGCAACAGCAUCCACCUAAUAUACCUUCAGAAUAUCAAAGCGAAAGCUGAUAGAACUACAAAGAGAAAUAAAAUCCAUUCUCACGGCAGGCAAAUCAGUGAGAAAAAUGUAAAGAUCUGGAGGAUUACUUAAUAUCGCUAACAAGCUGGAUCCAGUAGAUGCGUAUGGAAUUUCAAAUACACAUAGACGAUGCACAAAAAACCACCCUGUACGAAGGCCACAAAGAACAGCUCAGAUGCACAAAGAUUCACACCAUACAGGCCAAAUUAUAGAAUCCCCCAACCCCAAGACACUGCACCCUAUGGGCUAUACCCUCAGGCAGGGCCCUGCUUUUCUAGGAAUUGACUCCAAUGCAGAAUAGUGAGAAAUCAACAAAAAGCAAAAUAAGACAAUUCCAGACACUCCUGAAUUUACUUGGAUUUAAAGAGGUUAAUAAAAACAAACGAUAAACUCUCUA
This is a messenger RNA of Pan troglodytes (chimpanzee), 3132 nucleotides long. RefSeq names its product F-box and WD repeat domain containing 8 (gene FBXW8). Gene Ontology annotation, biological process: cilium assembly; protein ubiquitination. Lineage: Eukaryota; Metazoa; Chordata; Mammalia; Primates; Hominidae. Gene Ontology annotation, molecular function: protein binding. The transcript has 11 exons. The record is from RefSeq and is a predicted model, not a curated record. Gene Ontology annotation, cellular component: centriole; Cul7-RING ubiquitin ligase complex; ciliary basal body. The coding region runs from base 96 to 1889 and encodes 597 amino acids.